GACGAGUUGCAUAAAUGCCAGCAACACUGUAAAAAGCUCUGGAGUGUUCAAGCAACACUGUGCAGCGCCGCCAUCGUGCAUGAAAACACUACACAAAACGCAGUGCACAUGCGAAUGCGAUAGGGAUAGACAAGUUUUAUCUUGACGUGAACAAUCGUCUGCGCAGCAUUUUGUGUUCCGUGUUUGUGCAAUCACUCCCAACGAUGUCGCACCAUUCAGGGAAGGUAAUUUUCCCCAUCACUGGAUGGAAGAACGACCUCGCCGUCUUACCUCCGCUGUCAGAUCGCAGCGUACAUGAAUUUUAUGCAGGACGAUCGGGAACGAAACGAAGCUACGAACGAAGCUACAACUUUCACGUGGAAUCGUACGUCAACGUAUGUGCCCUGAAGACCAAUGUCACCCAAAGCAGGUAAAUAUUUGUGCAACUGUAUCGCAUGUAAACGGGCGAUAGUCGCAACCGUUGAACUUCUGUGAUAAAAGCGCUUUGUUGUUGUGUGAAUGUUAAGAAAUCAUCAUGACUUUAUUUAAGCUUAGGUUUAAGAAAACAAAUUAUAGAUGAGCUGGUGAUAUAGUUGAUUCUCUUGUCUGAAGUCAUGGAUGGAGGAGCUUAGCAUUCUUUAUUUAUUUCCAGCGCCGGGCUCACCUUUUUGAAGGCGCCAUGCUACCGAAGCAAAAAAAAAGAACGCGCCACCGUAUUCCGUGAUGAUAGCAUUGGACACGACACGCAUCAUCGAUGGAAGCUGCGACUGCCCGGCAGGAAAGCUCGCCUGCAACCACAUGAUCGCUGUUUUGAGGACUGUCAUGCUCCUACAGUCAAAGGGUUUCUCCGAGGCGCCGGACCAGCUCUCGUGCACGGAUUUACCUCAGCAAUGGAGGAUUCCCCGCAGAAGCGCGAUCAGAGGAUGCCCGCUUCAAUCCGUGGACUGGCGCAAAGUGAAAGAAGGCGGGACUAGUGCGCCAAAGUUUGCUUUGCCGAAGGAGCGCCGUGUACGCCGUAGAAAUCGGCAGGAGCAAGAAGAGGCGAAGCAAAAGUUUGCUCAAGAGCUGCUUUCGUUUGACCCCGAUAAUGACUUCGCGAAAGCGCUCCUCCUAACCGACGAAGGCGAGACCGUGCAGUCCAGGUUCGGGCUGGUGUCCUCAUUGGCGCCACAGAGCUACCAGCAGUCCCUGCUGCCACACGGUUUCACCGUUUUUCUUUCUGGCUUACAACCAGCAAACGAAGAAGAUCCUUGGGAAAGCAUCCCGACUCUGACUUUCUUCGAAAGCAGCACAGCCUGGAAUCCUCCAGCACACCUUGGGACAAACAGUGUUGUGCAGGAGAUAUGUAUGACACCAGUGGCAGCUGAAGCACUUGAAAAGGACAGCCGCCAGCAGGCAAAAAGUGCAACAUGGCAUCAGGAACGCCGGCUUCGUGUCACCUCCUCCAACUUUGGUGUGGUCCUGAAUAGGAAGGAGUGGACAGUAAAGGGCCUGCAAAACCUCACAGCUGCCAGAGACCUUUCUAGAGUUGCUGCAGUCAAUUACGGCAUCAAGAUGGAACCGCUAGCUGCUCAACGCUACGAGGAUGCUCUACGCCGUCUGGGCCACGCUCCUACAGUUAGUACCUGUGGAUUGCUGGUUAACCCAGCCUUUCCUUGGUUGGGUGCGUCGCCCGACAGGAUUGUGUACGACCCCACAGAACAAUCCUAUGGUGUAGUAGAGAUCAAGUGUCCCUACUCUCUACGUGACCACAAGGCGUCUGCCCUUCUAAACACUGAUUUCUGUUGCAUAAUCAGGGAUGGUGUACCAGAGCUUAAGAGGGACCACCAGUAUUAUCAUCAACUGCUUGGGCAGAUGGGUGUAUCACAGUUGCGCUGGGGUGACUUUGUGGUAUAUGGAGGAGAUUUUCUUUUGAUCGAACGAAUAAGAUUUAAUGAGAAUGAAUGGAAAAGUGCCAGAGAGGUGCUCGACAACUUUUACAUGGACACACUGCUGCCAUAUCUGUCAAGCACUGUAAUCUGAUACAGUAAACAACGCAAGAAUGGCAUGUCAAAAAGACAAGUAGGGCUGCAAACAUUUUAUUGCACAGAAGAUGGCAGCAUCACGAGGUAGUGAGGAUUGACAACAUAUGACUAGAAAAUAAGGCGUCUUUAAGGAACACUGUGGACAGAUCAGUUUGUAUCUUCUUUCAGAAGUGAUGGCUGGAAGUUUGUCAGGAAGGCACACACGGCCCACAUCUGAUUCGCUAAGGGUACAAGGGAGAUUGGAAUCGAGCGGUCAAAAAUGUGAUAUCCCUUGAUUUUCUUGAUCUUCCUUUCCACAUGUAUCCUGAUUGCUGCGAUUUCCUGAGUCUCCUCCACUUCUGUGGGAGUAAAUUGCCCAUGCAUGAGGAAGGGUGGAAUGUUCAGCAUUACUUUCUUGCUUUGCAGCAGGUCUUUUAUUUUAAAUCCCUUGUCAGCCAUGGCUGAGUCACCUGUGUCAAACUUCAGGUCUAAAAAUCCACUCUUCUCCACACACUCUCUGUCAGACGUACACCCAGUAAAUAGUUCCGAAACAAAAGUAAGUACUCCAUGAGGGGAGAUGCCUACGAGGGCUUUGAACGUAUGGGUAGACUUGUAUGAGGAAUAGACUUGUGAUUGCGUCACAAAAGAUGUUGGCACAUCACAUCUAAUCUCAGUGGCAUCCAAGAUGACACGUGUUGAUGGAUAUUUCUCCUUGAAAGCAGAUGGCAUGGCAGCAUCAAUAGCUUGUCGUGAUAUCCAUGUUGUCGUUUCUGUUACUUGCAAAUAGAUAUAGUCGAGCACUGCAGAAAAAAUUCUUGACACCGUGCUGAUAGAGACGUUGAACAAGUGGCCGAUGUGUCUGUGAAAUAAGCCAACUCGAAGUUUAACAAGCACAAGAAAGAGUUGGUUCUCUACACCAAUCUUGUGUCGCCGACCUCUAUAUUCAACAUUUCGUAGCCCACUCCUCGUACGCUUGCGUGCAAUGUUUUCACCAUUUUCUCCAAAGUCGAGGAGAUGCAUGAGAGCACAGAAGUGCUUGUAGCUGGGCAGUCCAGUGUAAAACUCAAUGUCAUCAGUGUUGUCCUUGAAUCUUUCAAUUCCAAAUGGAGGCAAUUCUUCCAGCUUCUCAAUAUUUUUCUGUGCAGUGACAAGCUCCGUACGAAGCAGCUUUAAUUCAUUAUUUUGCGCCUUCAUUUGCAGCUUCAGGCGCUGAUUUUCUGCUUCAGUUGCUUUGCUUGCAACGAGUUUAUUUUGUAGGAGAGCAAUAGUUUCUCCUAAAGAACUUACUUGCAGCUUCAGGUGUUUAUUUUCAGCCUGUGUAUCUGCUUCGCUUGCUUUGCUUGCAGCCAGCUCCUGCUCUAGGGCAGAAAUAUUUUCUCUGCAUGCACAAAUACUUCCAGAGGCUGGUUCUUCUGGUGACUGUUGCUGUUUGUCAGGAAGCAAAGUGGAGCCCGUAUCUUCAACAUUGACAUCAGUGCCUUCACUAUUUUUGUUGCAUCUAUCUGCUGAGUUUUCCUUGUCAUCUGCUCGGUUAUCGUUACGGGUGUCUACCUUUUGUCCUGUAGUGGGAAGCCCUUGAGCCUUACCAUUACACUUCCUUUUAGAUGAUGCAACUUUCUGAAGUGGUGCCCGUUGAGCGGGUGGUUUCCUCGGCGGCUUUGGCUGCUUGAAUAAAAAUGUGGAUGGCACAGCAGACUGGUGUAAGUGUCGGUAACCAUUAGCAACGUUAGCAACAAAGUCACUCUCAAGAAAGUGGAGAGAGCAGACCCUGGUGGCCUUCGAAACUGUGAAGAGUGGGCCUUCGUCUCGCCUGAUGGCUGCAAUCCACUUUUUGUAUAUGUCCUGGUCUCUUGGGAAUCUGUGGUAUGACACCUGUGAAUAAAAGUCAAUAUUCAGAA
Messenger RNA from Dermacentor silvarum, 3880 nucleotides. RefSeq lists its product as uncharacterized. The transcript is spliced from 3 exons. NCBI's taxonomy places the organism in Eukaryota, Metazoa, Arthropoda, Arachnida, Ixodida, Ixodidae. Gene Ontology annotation, molecular function: zinc ion binding. Bases 703 to 2001 code for a protein of 432 amino acids. The record is from RefSeq and is a predicted model, not a curated record.